Molecule: messenger RNA, 1471 nt
Organism: Eriocheir sinensis (Chinese mitten crab)
Lineage: Eukaryota; Metazoa; Arthropoda; Malacostraca; Decapoda; Varunidae
Exons: 8
Coding region: 257-1471 (404 amino acids)
Source: RefSeq, a predicted model, not a curated record
UCCUUAAUCACUGCCUGACAGCCUCCACCGCCGCCGCCGUCGCCUCACUCCGUCGCUCUUUCUAAGAAUCCUAAGAGCCGUGAGUCCUGCUUAGGAACUCCCCGAGGUUCCUUUGUGUCCUGCGCGGCGCUGAAGGAUCAUGGCGAGUUUGAUCCUACGCUGACUUUCUCUUAGUGUUUGAUUGUGUUUGUGUUGCGUGUGUAGGGAGUGUUGUGUUCGUGUGUGUUGUGGUUGUGUUGUGUUCGUACUGAGUGGAAUGUUUUCUGUUGGUGUUCUGCUUUGCGGGUUGAAAAUGAGAGCGGCGCUGGCAGAAAACGAAGUCCACACACUGAAGGAACAACUCGAGAACGUCAAGUGCCAGAAAAUCGUCAAGGAAAGCAACAACAACAACAGCAACAACAACAACAACAUCAACAGCAGCACCAGCCCCAGCAUCCUCAACAACAACAACAACAGCAUCAAUGGGAACAGCCUGAGUAGCAGCAUCAACAGCAGCAUCAACAACAACAACACAACCUCCACCACCACCACUACCUCUUCUUCUGCCUCCUCCUCCUCCGCCUCCAUCUCCGCCUCCGCCGCGACCACCACUACCACAACCACCACCUCCACGUCCGAGACAGGAAGUGAACUGGUUGACUCGUCUGAGGUCAGCGAGAGACUGGGUAGAAAGACCCCCAUGGAGGAGAUCAUAAUGUCGAAAGAAAAAGAGGUACGUGGAGCUUCGAUACUCAGCUCUGCCACAUCUCUCUCACUUAAAGAAGCAGCAGAAGUGUCCAAGCUGAUUGAGGAUAUUUCUCGGCUACAGGCGGCCCUCUCCGGCGUGAAGGAGGCCUCGGCGGCACAGAUGCACGCCAUGGAGGAGCAACUCGAGCAGAAGAACAGACUCAUUCACCGCCUCGAGUUGAAGCUUGAGCACUCCAGCCUCGAGGAAGUGAAGAGAGAUUUCCAUCAUGUUGAGGAGGCGUGGCUCAGACCCUCCGUUCACCCACAUACCUCCUGGCCCCCGUUCGACCCCCACCGCGCCACCUGGCCCCACCUGGACGCCACUAACGGACCCGCGAGCCACCCCCACACAAGGAGCAUGCGUGAUGGUCGCCUGGGCCGGAAGGACUCGCCCUGCCCCCUGCUCCCUGGAAAGCCUUUUGGAUCGCAGCAAGCCCGACCACGAGCUCAAGAUCCCGACUUCGGAGUUCGGAAAGCAAUGUACGAUGUCUAUGGACAACUCCCACAUGGGCCUGACACACCUACCCCUCUGAGGCCGCACCUCCCCUCACCUCGCCCUGCCCCCAUGGCCUCCGGCGCCCCCCCUGCCUGGCACCCCUCCACCACCUGUUUGGGGAGGAGGAGGCGUUCGCUGGAGAGGUCGGCCCAGGAGCGUCACCAUAUGAAUUCAGCAGGCCAGAUGUCUCCGGAUAGUGGCGCAGGGUUUGAGAGGUCAGACCUCGAGACUCUCCGCUGGGCGACGUGA